UGGGGAUACAAGCAUGCAGGGGGUGGGCGGAUGGACGGUGUGCACAGUACAAAGAUCCACAUCACCAUAGUAGACACCCUGUGUCCGUCAAACAUGCUAGGCUGCUCAGAGAGAUAGAUGCGAGGUGAUCCGCACGCACAAGCACUGCUGUCACGCCACCAUCCUGUACACUGCCGUAGACUGCCUUAAUGUCACUGAGUAGAGUGGAUGAAAAGGCAAGGGCCCCCUCUGAAGACGCGUGUUCCAUUCACUCUACUCACACAUAAGGCUUGCGUGCGUGCGCGAGUUUCAGACCCCCGUCUGCCAGCUCCCAUGCACCCGCAUUCGCUUACAUCAACCAACGUCACAAGACUGUACAACCAGCAUCCAUCGCACCUCCAGACACGACGAGAGCCAGGCAGGCGCCGCGCCCUGCAGCACUAGAGUCAUGCGAAGCUGUCCAGGUCGAGCCGCCAGUUGGUGGUGGUGCGUCUGCUCCUGUCACUCGGCAGCAGCAGACCCCCGCCCUCGGGCACCGGCGGCAGCUCCGAGCUGUUGGUGCGACUCGCCUCGAUCUUCUGAACCUACACAAACACACACACACACACACACACACAAACACACACACACGCACAGACAGUGGUCUGUUCUCUCCUCGUCUGUCUGUUCCUGUGUGGGCAUUGCAUUGGUCGCUGCUCACGUCAGGGUCGAUGGUUUCCCUCGGUCCCAUCUGUGCGCGCAUCUCGAUGGCCGCUCGGACAUCCGACACGUCGAGCUUGGCCUUCUUCUGGCCGUCGUGCUUGCGGGACAGCUCCUCGGCGAUGCCCAACACACUCCUCACCUCACCUGACACACACACACCACACACACACACACACACGGCCAGCCAUCCAAUGGCAAUGGUAUGCUGCCAUGCCAUCCACAUGUGUGCGCAGCUCACGGUGCAUGAUCUCCACGAGCUGGUCCAGCACGGCCUCAUCGUACUCGAGUACGUUCAGCUCACGCAGCAGGCCGCGCACAGCCUGCCGGGCGUCGGCCUUCUCAGGCCUCUUCGCGCUUGAUGGGCCAGAAGGGCCAGAAGCCUCCAUUUUGGCUCAGUAAGCAAGAUUAUCUAUACCUCAGAUAUUCUCACAACAUGUGCUCUCC
This is a messenger RNA of Vitrella brassicaformis, 1125 nucleotides long. NCBI's taxonomy places the organism in Eukaryota, Vitrellaceae. The record is from the annotation of a GenBank genome assembly.